AUGUCUUAUUAUGAGUCUCAAACCUCCUGGCAAAAUCAAUCCAACCGUCCCAACUGGGACCCGAGGGCUGCCGGCUCGACUCCUGUUCAAGCGCAUUUUCCACGAUCCCACGCCUCCGACCCCUCGGAUUUAACUGUUCGAUACACUGCGUCCAUGAAGCCAGAGGAUCCAUCUGCUUUUGGUUCUCAGCUCGAUGAGGUUGACCGAGCGGUUGAUAAUCUUGUGAAGAGCGGUAAAAUGUUUGCACCGCAACGCCGCGACUCUCUCCCGGUCAUGGGCCCUCGUGGAUUCCCGGUUGAGCAUGAUGCACGUAUGGUUGCACCCAUGCCUUCCCGUCAUUACUCUGUUCAGGAGUUUGACGUGAUGCGUUCUCAGUCUGCUGCGAACUUGCAGAAUUUUUACGCCACCCAGCGUUUUCAGCCCCGCCCGACGGAAGCCGAACAGAUGAUGCAAGCGAAGCGGAGAUUAGCGGCUCAGCGGGAGCGUGAUUUACGCAACUAUCAUCAGGAGCAGCAGUAUAAUAGGACACUCCUGGCCGAAGUUUCUGGUUACGGCAAAGAUCGUGUUAUGAGCCCUGGCGCUAUGAGCGAGGAUGAGAGGCGUGAGUUAAUCGCCCGCCAGCACCGUGCCCUUUAUACAAGCGGUCAUUCUGAAGGAUCUCAUUCAGAAGACGGUGUUCCUUUGGACGAGGGUAACCCACCCAGAGGAACUAACCCCAACUCGAACGGGCCUUCUGCGCCAGGUUCCAACGCCGGCGGUACACGCGGGCCUUCCCCUAUGUCGUCUGCAUUUGACCCAUUCGGUCAUCAGAACGGAAGGAUCGACUCUAAUGCCGUCCAGACCUCCGGGGAUCAAAGCCAGACUGGAAAUGCCAUAUCACCACCUAUACGAUCCCGGACUAAUAGUGCUUCUUCACCUUCAUCAAAGUCUGCAUCGUUUAGUCUAUUUGAUAAUGCUCAGGCACAGUCUAGUCGUACUUCUGCGUCUUCACCGGGUGGCUCGCCCCCUCGUUCCCAGAGAAUAUCUACCACUCCUGUGACCUCUUCAGGUGUUGCGCCUAUUGGGACACGUCCAAACGCUCAGAAUCAAAGUGGCGUCGCUAACAACAGCAAGCGGGCCAGUCCGCCCCUAAAUUCACCGCGUUAUAACUUACAGCAGGAGAAUGAUCCCUUUAACAACAGCAAUGUUAAUAAGGAGAGAUCUUCACCCGCACCUUCUAACAACUCUGCCCCAAAUGGUCAGGGUGAUGGACUUGGCUGGAGCAAAGUUUGGGGCUCCGGGACCAAGGGUCUUAGCGUUUGGGGGUAAGUAUUUAAUGUUUACAUAGCUGGGCUUUCUUAUGUUAAAGGGUGUUUAUUCUUGAUGCUUCGGGGCGCUGUGUCUUGGGAGGGCCUGUUUAAACUGAUUUUUUAAGUUUUUUAAGUCUUGUAAUUUGUUUUUUUUUUUCUUUUCUGGGUCGGGGUAUGGAUACCUAAACGUGGGCAGAGGGGUUUUCUAUCAACGGCGAAGUCAUUUAAAAUGGUUGUUCUUUUUUUUCUCCCUACAUUUCUUCAGGCGAAGAUCGAGAUUGUCAUGGGGAAGAGGUUUUCGAGCUUUGCGGGUUUAAACUUCGGGGUUUGGGUUUUGUUCGAAAAGAUGGGGCAUACUGGCUUUGGGUGGGGGUGGUGGGGUUGACGUACGUACAAAAAAUGUUGGCAUAUGGCUGUGGGGUUGGGUUUUGUUUUUGUCUUUGUUUCCUUUGAUUCUUUUCUCAUUAAAAGCGGCUUUGCGACCCUGGGGUUUACGGGACGCUCGGAGGGAUCGCAUCCGGGAAUCGAAAAAAUCUCAGCAUCUACGGGAUAACGACGAAGCACAAAAAAAAGCGUUGGUACUCAAAAAGAACGGGUUAGGUGCAAUUGGUGAUUUGUUCUGAACGGGUUGGGUUUUUCAUUUCAAUUGUUUUCUUUCUGUAUUGGGUGUCAUUGGGCUGGUGUGGAACUGGUUUUUCAUUAAUUGAGCUUUUUUUCUCGUCCCCCUUCUGCAGGAUCCUCAUGUUUGUGCGGUAUUUGAUGAACUUCACGCAUGUUACUUGCUCUCCCUACUACCAAUGAGAUUUUAUAUCUCACAGGUUUUGGAGUGUUUUUUUAUAUUGUCAAUGAUUCUCUUUCUUUUCAGUAGUGCAAUUCCUCGCAUUAACCCCAUGUCCUAAUAUCUCCCCACAUCUCUACCUGUUUCUUCACCUCAAUACUUUCCAGCCCGCACUGCAGCAGAUCAAAAAUGGGUGCACUUAGUAUCUGAUCUUUACGGGUCCGGCCGAACAAACAAAAAGCGGAAGAAAAAAACAGAAAAGCAUGAGAAUAUGAAAAUGUGUCGACAAAGACGGAAAGAAAGGAGGGAAAGGGCGAGGGAACGGAUGGGGAAGGGAAGACAAAUAUAAAUCAUGUAGUCCAGUCAGUCAUGUAUUGUAGUUUAGAAAGGUCCGGGGAAAGGGGAGUCUGUGGUUAUUUGGUUUGGUUUGGUAUGUUAUGGAGAAAGGUAUUCUUGAAAUAUGAUAUUGAGCUCUUUUUAUACAGUUUUUGCAGAACAGAAGUUUGGGUGGGGAUUUAGAUUAGGAGGUAAGACACCUGAUACUAGCUAGCGAGUCGGUUUAAGUAAUUUAGGUUACCACCUAGAA
This is a messenger RNA of Tuber melanosporum (Perigord truffle), 2653 nucleotides long. RefSeq lists its product as uncharacterized. The coding region runs from base 1 to 1308 and encodes 435 amino acids. NCBI's taxonomy places the organism in Eukaryota, Fungi, Ascomycota, Pezizomycetes, Pezizales, Tuberaceae. The record is from RefSeq and is a predicted model, not a curated record. The transcript is spliced from 5 exons.